AUGGCUCAGCCUACUCGGUUCGCUGCUAUAAUUCCCAUAUGUGGCGGCGGUGAUCGUCAACGUGUUUCAGUUUUGAAAAAUUUACCCAUAUGGAAUUUUCAUGGAAAAUUGGACGAUGUUAUACCAGUUGAAGAAUCGUUAUCAUUAAUUAAAACAUUAAAUAGUCCACUUUGUAAAUCAACAGUUUAUCCAAAUCUGAAACAUGAUUCAUGGACGGAUACAUACAAUAAUCCAGAGAUUUACAGAUGGUUAAUUGAACAAACUAGGAAUGCAUAA
This is a messenger RNA of Rotaria sordida, 276 nucleotides long. Lineage: Eukaryota; Metazoa; Rotifera; Eurotatoria; Philodinida; Philodinidae. The record is from the annotation of a GenBank genome assembly.